UAAUUAUAAUUCGUGAGGCUUUUCGCUGUGCCUGAGUGGCGUUUGUCUAGCAUCUUUGAACGGGCGGUCAAGAGAAUAUUGCCGCUCAACUACAUUGUCGCUCAAUCGUAAUCUGACAUCUAUCCCUGCAUAGCCUCACUGUUGCCUACACUAAACCUCAGGCAUCCGCACCACCUGACCAACAUCAAGACGACUUCAAUGUAUUUAAGUCGCAUGAUUUCGUGUCUAUUUCGUGUUCUCGCACAACGCGACUUGAAUCAAUUCAUUCUUUUCUCAAAGUUGAUUAAUCAAUUGCCAGUUCACGGCUAAACCAUCAUCAUGUCUUUGUCACAAUCGGCAAUCCAAGAUACGAGCUCGACGGGCAGAUAUUCCAAACGCAAGAGGGUCCAAGUGAAUUACUAUGUGGAUGGUUCCGAUAUCGAAGACAACGAAAAAGAGGAUGAGGAAGAUCUCGUGGCAUACAAGCCGUCAAAGAAGCGCAGAGUCGCUCGGCCAUUGCCAAAGCAUAAAAUCUUCCCCUUCCUUGAGCUCCCCGCGGAAAUCAGAAAUAUGAUCUACGAAUAUGCACUCGUCGAUCCUAAAGGCGUGCACUUAUACCCCAACACCCAAAGUUAUCGCCGCUCUGUUGUUCGAGCUGCUCCCAGCUUUAUCGACCGAUACUGGGGAGGAUCUCAAACGAGAUUUACCUUGAACAGUCAAACUUCUGAAACUCUUCCCCUACGUCCUUUGAGGCUUGUACCAUCUCUCCUCGCAGCCAACUCACAGAUCUACCACGAAGCCAAAAGUAUCCUAUACGGCAACCACUUCCAACUGUACGACCCUCUCGCUUUGCAUUCGUUUAUGGUCGACAUCGGACCGCGUGCAGCAGCUAUGGUGAAAAAUAUCACGCUGGCAUCGUGGGGCUGGCGCCGCGGCAUGCACAAAGCAUACAACCACGCAUGCUUUACUGCCAUGACGAGUGCAGUCAACAUUGAGAAGUUCACAUUCGGUGGACUACUGUAUUGCCACAACGACCCAAAAUGGGUUGCCCGUCAAAUCUACCGCGACGCAUUUCCAUUCCUCGAAGCCGUUGGUGCCGCGAAGGGCAAAGUCGAUGCAGCUAUAGAUAUAUUUGACAUAUCCGAGCAGAACUUUGAUACACGCCACCGUUGGCGAAGGACGCCACAGGUAACUCGCCCUUAUGAAGAGAGCAUAUCGAUAUUCAAGACCGAAUUGAGCAGGCUUCUGGGUAUGCGCAUGGACAAGGUUCGUAGCAAGCCAGUAAAGAGAAGGAAAGCAGAGGAUUAUGAGCUAUAAGACUGUUAAUCGAUGACUUUGUCAGAGAGUCUGGGGGAGCUGCCACAUGAGGGCGAUUACUCGAUGCAGAUGAUUUUAUGAUGGCAUGAUUAUAUGAGUUAUUAUUCUUCCGGGGUGGGCUGUGUAGGAUUUUUUGUUGUACUCUUGGGCAGGUUUCAGACGGGUUUCUAUUAUGUCAAAUGUACCAGUACGGCAUUCUCUGUUGCCGGGCGUAUCGGUAAUUGAACUUUGAAGAAUUCCAACAACAUGCAUGUAUUUUGUUCAUUUUACUAGCUGUGUCUCAGCGUGAGGGGGAGUGUGACGUUUAGCUGCAGCAUACGCAGGCUGUAGUACUCGUAGCAUGUGAAGGAUUCGGCUCAAUUGAGAGUUGUAUUAUCUUCAGCCGGUGAGAACUACU
Aaosphaeria arxii CBS 175.79 is the source of this 1693-nucleotide messenger RNA. RefSeq lists its product as uncharacterized. The transcript is spliced from 2 exons. The record is from RefSeq and is a predicted model, not a curated record. NCBI's taxonomy places the organism in Eukaryota, Fungi, Ascomycota, Dothideomycetes, Pleosporales. The coding region runs from base 319 to 1296 and encodes 325 amino acids.